UAGAAACGAAAAAGAAAAAAAAAGAAAAUUGAAUACAUGGACCAGUGAACAGACUGAAAUACGAUUGAAAUUACAUUGUUUACUCCUAGAAGUUAAACUAUGAAGCACUUUAGAGUCUGUAAACUAAGCAGGCGGAGAGACUUGUGGGUGUUCCUGAAGAGCGAGGUUGGCCCAGUGGGUGGGGUUAGUGUAACGGCUCAGUUCUCCACUAGAUGGCGCUGCUUAGCUUACUGGGGCAGAUUGUUGCAGUGCUUGUAGGCGCGUAUGCGCGUGCGCGGGAGCGGUCAAAAUGGCGUCACCCAACUGCCCCGUCUCUAGUAUUUGAACUCCGUUCUCCCCGACCAGCAAUCGCACACCUAUCCUUUGUCUCUGGCUUUUGUCCACUCCCCGUGUUUACACUGUCCGUGACCAAGCCAUCAGGUUGCCAGGCGGCACCUCCCUCGUGAGUUUUAUUCCAGAUGCGGCUGUGUUUCCUGGCCCCUCACUUCUGAGAGACUGCGGUUUUGACCCUUUCUGCCCCUCUGUAGGAGGGUGUCAACGAGCAAUGGCCAGUGCCGGCUGCACCCAGGAACAUUUAUGGGACUGUGCUGCUGCUGAUGCCCAGAGACUGAGGCUGGGUGCCAGCCCUCCCCAGAAAAAGUUCACGCAGUUGUGUAGCAGCAGUGUUUCAGGAAUUGUGGAAAAUCACAACAUGCAUCUGGCACCAGGCUUCACCCUUAAGGAACUUGUUCCAGCACCAGCGAAUGCCGUUGUUCUUUGCGGUCAGCUGAGACCUCUGGAAUCGCAGCGGUGGCCACACAGACUCUACCAAAUGUCCUCCCAGCAGGGGAACCACUUCUCCCCGUGUGGCCCGAGAACUUCUCGGACCCCACUCUGCUCCUGGGAAUUUGCCCUUCCCACCAGAGCACCACCAGGACAACCUUGUGAGGCCUCUCCGUGACUCAUCCCUGAACCAAGAAUAUCUGCCAUAAAUGCCUGAUUCUGCCUGUAUGGAGAUUUCUCUUCCUUCAAGAUUUGUAAGGUAACAACCCUUCCUUCAGUCAGCAACUGGAAUUCUGCUAGAAUUUUAAUGGUGUGGUUUUGCCUUUACUUCCCCGAGGAGGACAUGUGUUACAGGUUGACCAGUCAGAAGACCUCACAAUCCUGGAUUUACGCAUGUGACAGAAACAAGGCCAAUUGCUCCUGUGCUCUAAGGGGAGGCCAAUUCCCCCAAUAUCAGGAUCUCUGCAGCCCAGCCCUGAGGCAUCCAUUCUCUGAAGCAUAGACACCACAAGGACUGAACAAGAUCAAGAGACUCCAGGCACAGUCCCCCCUGGAAAGCAUGUGGACUCUGGUCACCCUGCGGCCCCUCACUCUGCUGCUCCUGCUGCUCCUGCUACUGCAGCCACUGCAGUUGAAAAUCUUGCACAAAUAUGUUCCGUUGUCAGCGGAAGAGAUAGAGCAAUUUGAAGAUUAUUUGGAGGAAAUGCGCAGCACAGGACCUACCCUACCAACCCCUAAGGAUGUUUUCAAAAGGCGCACCAUUAUUGAUCCGGGAAGACCCUUAACUGAUUCCAACUACUGCACUGAUGAAAUAAAGAUGAAAAAUGUCCACAACAGAUUCCGUUGUGUAAAAGAACAUUUCUUCCUCCAGAUAUCAUUUGAGGAACUGCAAGACAUCUGUAACAACCUGUUUGUGUCUUGUAAGAAUGGGGUGAAGAGAUGUCACAGGAGCAGGCAAUCAAUAAAAGGAGUGUACUGUAAUUUAAUCGAAGGAGUGGUAAUGACAGACUGUGUCUAUGAAUCUUCUUACAGGCAGGGACAGGUCCUUAUGACUUGUCGAUGGCAAAAUGAUAUUCAAGAAGUUAUCCCUGCUUACAUAAAUGAUAUUAUGGAGAUAAAUGAUACUAUCAAGGAGAAACAUGUCCUCCACGGUUACUUCCAGUGACCCUUCUAAAAGAGUAUUCUCUAAGACGCCAAGAGUAGGACACAUCGCUCGCCAUAUGGAUCCUUACAGUUCAAAAUUGAGAACGGUAACGUUGAUCCUAUCAAUUUUAAUCAUCCACCUUCUUCCCUUCUUCUCCUGACACCAUGCAAACAAUGUGGGCUAAGUUCACAGACGGUGCUCUGGGAUGUGGCUUCAAACAGGUCACGUCAUUUACCACAUUUUGGAUGUGUUUGGAGGGUGAAUGCUUGAAGGGAAAGGGUGGCUGGCUCCAAGAGGGACAGGAAAUGGUUAUCUGGAGUGUGCUCCUAUGUUGUCUUCAUGUACAUCUCUAGCUCAGUAGAAAUAAUAAAGUGCAUUGACCUAG
Neofelis nebulosa (Clouded leopard) is the source of this 2291-nucleotide messenger RNA. RefSeq names its product ribonuclease A family member 9 (inactive) (gene RNASE9). The record is from RefSeq and is a predicted model, not a curated record. Bases 1322 to 1927 code for a protein of 201 amino acids. Gene Ontology annotation, molecular function: nucleic acid binding. The transcript is spliced from 5 exons. NCBI's taxonomy places the organism in Eukaryota, Metazoa, Chordata, Mammalia, Carnivora, Felidae.